AUGGAAAACAAAGAACAAAAUGUUAUGAGAGAAAUUAAAGUGAACAAAUUGGUUCUCAAUAUUUGUGUUGGAGAAUCGGGUGAUAGGCUAACAAGAGCAGCAAGAGUGUUGGAACAAUUAACUGAGCAGAAACCAAUAUUUGGAAAAUGUCGAUUUACUAUAAGAUCUUUUGGUGUUAGAAGAAAUGAAAAGAUAUCAUGUUUUGUAACUGUAAGAGGUAAGAAAGCAUUAGAAAUAUUAGAGAAAGGAUUAAAAGUAAAAGAAUAUGAAUUAAGAAGAAAAAACUUUUCAGAUACUGGAAAUUUUGGAUUUGGAAUUCAAGAACAUAUUGAUUUAGGUAUUAAAUAUGAUCCAUCCACAGGUAUAUAUGGUAUGGAUUUUUAUGUUCAUUUAUCAAGGUCAGGUUAUAGAGUUACAAGAAGAACAAGAAGAAGAUCGAAAAUCUCAAAGACUCAUAAAGUUACUAAAGAAGAUGCAAUGAAAUGGUUUCAAACCAAAUUUGAUGGUAUUUUAUUAAAAUGA
Molecule: messenger RNA, 522 nt
Organism: Plasmodium adleri (nom. inval.)
Lineage: Eukaryota; Apicomplexa; Aconoidasida; Haemosporida; Plasmodiidae
Product: 60S ribosomal protein L11a, putative
Exons: 2
Coding region: 1-522 (173 amino acids)
Biological process (GO): translation
Cellular component (GO): ribosome; cytosolic large ribosomal subunit
Molecular function (GO): RNA binding; structural constituent of ribosome
Source: RefSeq, a predicted model, not a curated record